Molecule: messenger RNA, 4873 nt
Organism: Archocentrus centrarchus (flier cichlid)
Lineage: Eukaryota; Metazoa; Chordata; Actinopteri; Cichliformes; Cichlidae
Product: serine/arginine repetitive matrix protein 2-like
Biological process (GO): regulation of cell cycle; regulation of mRNA splicing, via spliceosome
Molecular function (GO): RNA binding
Source: RefSeq, a predicted model, not a curated record
AUGAAGCCGCAAGCUCUAAGUUUUUUUUUGGGGGGGGGGGGGGUCUGUACAUUUGCCAAAGACUUGUGUAAUUUGAAAUAUUGUCGUCCCUGUGCAGGUGAGGAUGAAGCACCCGAGAAAGAUGACAUAAAUGCCAAGGAAGAGCUCGAGCCUCCCCACAAGAAAACAAGAAGCACAGAAAAACACAAGAGCAAGAAGAAGAAGAGGCGGAGGAAGGGCGAGAAGGAGAGCAGUUCAGAAUCUGGUGCCGAGUCAGAAGUGGAGCACCACCUCCACCGAGACCUGUCAGGACCACGAGAGCCAGUGCCAGACUGGCAAGCAGCUGCAGGAGUUGGAGACCAUGGUGGGCUGAAGGAAGAAGGCAAAAGGGAUGCAAUUACAGAUCGUGUGGACAUAGAGGGAGAGACAAAAUCCAAAAAACAGAAAAGGCAUGCUGCCAAAAAGAAGAAAAAAAAGAGGAAGAAAGAUGAAAAACAGGAAAAGAAAUCCCCUUCUCGUUCUCCAUCUGAAAGCAGCUCUGCCUCAGGUUCUGAGUCUGAAGGUGAAGGAGGUAAAGCGGCUGUUGGUGGUAAAUACACUCCAACUGCAGUGUCCGAACUCAAAGAACCAGUAUCCAGAUUGGUUCCAAAAGGCAAACGAGGGGAGGAGAAGGCACUUCCCAUCCUUGAGCAGAAAUCUGAAUUGCUUGGAGUCAAAAAAGAAGAGAUGUCAGAUAUGGAUGUGUCUGCGACUGAGGCACAGGGCAGUAACAUUAGUGAAUCAGAGAAGGAUAUGAGAUCACCCUCUGCAGGCCAGGAAGAGGUAAUACAAACCGCAACAGUUAUUAAAACAGAGGGCAAUCAGGGAGAUGGUACAUUCAGUCAUGCCCAGGAAUUGCCUGAUAUCAUCCCAAAACAGGAAGGUGCUGCUCAAAGAGAUGACCCAGGAUUGAAAGAUCAGACAAAUUCAGUUCAGAUGGCAAAGGUCAAGGAGGAUAAUUCAUCCAAUUCUCCUUCUCCUUCCCCUUCCAGUGGCCUAGACAUAAAGAAGUCUGAGUUGGGUCCAAGUCGCUCACCAUCACCUAGUCCCAGCAGGCAGGAGUCUCUUAGUCAGACAACAUUAUUCAUGAAAGAACGGUCAAGAUCCCAUUCCAGGUCAACCUCAAAGGGUAAACGGUCUACAAGUCCCCUAAAGCCUCAGCAGCCCCCUCGUUCUCUGUCCCGGUCUCAAACCCCUAAAUCUCAGACGAAGUCGCUCUCUCCACCCCGCAAGUCUCCGAAGAGAGUAAGCCGUCGGUCCCGAUCUACCUCUCACUCCGUCACCCCCAAGAAGAAGGUGUCAAAGUCUCCAAGGAAGUCCAGGUCUCCCAAACGGCGGAGGAGUUCCUUGUCUGUUUCCCCAAAGCGACGGCGUGCUUCUCCAUCUCCCAAAAGAAAGGUAUCGCGAUCCCCUAAACGUGCCAGACGUAGGUCACCAUCUCUGUCUCGGUCUCCAAGGAGAGGUCGAAGGUCAAAGUCCCGUUCCCGUGGAGGCCCGCGGCGCUCCAGGACUCGCUCACCUAGACGAGGGGGUGGAGUUGGCAGACGUUCACUGUCACGUUCAAUCACUAGACCCCGCCGCUCCCACUCUAGAUCCAGACGUCCCCUUGGCCGCUCCAGAUCCCGGUCACUGGCACGGCGUACCGGAGGCAGGCGCUCCAGGAGUCGAUCUUUGUCUCGACGCAGGCGAUCACCACUCCCCAGAUCCCGUCGUUCACGAUCUCGGUCGGUCCGCAGGAGCAGACGUACUCGAUCACGUUCUGUUGUAGUGCUUAAGCGCAAUCGUCGCUCCAGAUCCAGGAGUCCCCGCAAACGAACCAAAUCCAGGACCCCUCCUUCUAGACGGCGGUCUAAAUCCCGUUCACCAGUCAGAAGGCGCUCUCGUUCCCCUGCCAAGAGAAACCGUUCACCACUAAGGUCUAGUAGACGGUCCAGGUCUCGCUCAUUGUCUCGAAGGCACCGGUCAAAGUCACAUUCACCGCAGCCUAUCAAAAGGAGGUCCAAAUCUCCUAGGAAGAGUGGAAGAAGAUCAAAGUCUAAAUCAGAGUCAGCAGGCUGCAGAUCUAGGUCUGAAUCAAGUGAUGGGCUUUCUGACAGUUCAUCCCCAGCUAGAUCCACAUCUCCAUCCCCAGUUAAAGAGAAAAAGGCUUCCUUGCUUAAGGUUGCUGGGGAAAAUGGAGGACUUGCAACUACAGAAGGUGCUUGGAAGCCUGUACUCUCAGCAGCUACUUCCAGCUCUCAAAUUGGGAACGCUUCAGAAAAAUCGCAGGAUCAGCUUGUUAAUCGAACAAGCUCAGAUUCUCCUCAAAGGGAGGGGGAUGCUUCCAGGUCCAGGUCUGUUUCUCAAGAGCCUGGCACUGGCACGGAGGGGUCAGAUUGUUCGGAAGGUUCAGAUGAAGAAGAGGAAUCUCCAGUUAAAACCGGGUCUAAAAGCCAGAGAGCUUCACGUUCACCAUCUCCAGAAGUACAGAAGAAGCAGCUUUCUGUGUCACGCUCACCAGGGGAUCGCAGGAAACUUUCUCGUUCAACUUCCUCACCACGGCGUUCAGCCUCAAAGUCUACAUCCAGAAAAAAACUGUCCAGGUCCAAAUCACCAGUCAGGAAAAGAGAAUCUGUCUCUCCAUCAGAAAGGAAGAAGAGGCGGUCCAAAUCACGGAGUCCUGCCCGACGGCGGAGAUCACGGUCACGCUCUGCUACACGACGCAAGCGCUCACGGUCCAAGUCACGAACCAAAAUGCGCCGGUCCAAGUCCCGUUCUCCAACCCGUAGGAGGAGAUCUUGUUCACGUUCAGCAAAUCCCAGAGGAAGAAGGAAGUCCACAGAAAGGAAUAAGCGAUCUAAGAGUCGCUCCACUGGCCGCAGAAAAAGGUCCAGAUCAGGAGAUAGAAGCAGGCGAUCCCGAUCUCGUUCAGCUGAUCGUAGACGCAGGUCAAGGUCAAGAGGUCGAGGGAGGCGCCCGGUAUUUCGCAGUCGGUCUUUUGACAGACGAGAUAGGUGGAAGAGGGAACCCAGCCACUCUCCAGUUCUCAUCCUCCGCAAACAACGCCGCUCAGGGUCCCGGACAAGACGCAGCACCAGCAAGACUCCUCCACGGCUCACUGAUCUGGAUAAGGAUCAGUUGCUUGAGAUAGCCAAGGCUAAUGCUGCUGCCAUGUGUGCUAAGGCCGGGGUUCCCAUUCCUGAGAGUCUUCGACCAAAAGCCAUCCUCCAGCUCCCUCUGCCUACUCCAUCCCCUUCCCCAAUCUCCUUACCUUUACCUUUGCCUCUUCCAAUGGGCAUGGGAAUGCCCAACAUGCCUAAUAUGCCCAACAUGGGUCCAAUGGGGUUACCCAAUAUUCCGGGAAUACCCAGCAUGUCAAACAUCACCAUGAGUGCAGCUGUGGCAAGUAUGACAGCUGCUACUAUGACGGCUGCCUUGACCAACAUGGGUGCCCUGGCAGCCAUGCCUCCCCUUGCCCCACUUCCGACGAUUACUAACAAGCCUCCCCCGUGCCUUGUCCCACCAACACCUUCUCUUAACCUGGACCACAUCGAGGAAGCCAAGAGGAAGGUCACUCAGCAGGCUAACAUACAUACCAUCAAGGAGCUUACUGAGAAGUGUAAGAUGAUUGCAAAUAGCAAGGAGGAGAUGGCCACUGCUAAACCCCAUGUCUCUGAUGAUGAAAGCUAACCCCCUAAAACCCUCAAGCCGCUCCCCCAAAGGACUGAAGGAAAAUGAAAAUAUUUUUUUCUUUUUUUUUUUUGUUCUUUUUUUUAUGAGAGGACUUCUCUCUGUUAGCCAGAUGACUUGACUGAGUGGAGGAGCCACUCUAGUUCUCACAUUCACAAUGUAGGAGUACCAGCCACUGCCCCACUCUGCUCCCCAGUCUUUCUGUUUGUCCAAGUGAGAUACAACCAGACUUCCACCUGCGAUACCACUGAGAAACUGGGCACUCUGGGGUGUGCAACAGUUGUAUGACUGUACUUUGUGUGUGUGUGUGUGUUUGUAUAUAGUGACUUUUACCACCAACACCUCAGUGUUGCUGCUGAUGCAAGCAGUCACUGUUGUAAAGACUGAAGAGGAAACAAACCAAACUUAGUGGUGCAAGUGUUUUUGUAAACCAUCUUCAAAAUUCUCUACAUUUGUUUUACUUUACCUGCGUUCUUAAAGAUUGUGUUCAGUGGAGAUUGUUUCCUUGUUCUGCUGUAUUGCCCUGAGUUAUCUCUAGUCCCUGAUUUUAUAAAUAAUGCAAAUUAAGUUAGAGAUAGUAGAUUCUCAAUGUAAUAUGUUUUAAUAAGCUUGGAUCUCCAGGAUGAGAGAGAGUGACCACAGGUUGUGAAUCCUGAAACAAGCCAGAGACAUUUGAAUAUAUAGGCUUCAAAAAAAAAAAAAAAAAAAAAAAAUGAGCGCUUGAAUUCUGGUAAUGGGGAAAAAAAAAAUUUUUUUCAUUUCACUAAACAUGAAUAAUUCUGUUAGUACUGCCCUGGGUGUGAGUUCUUCCCCCCCACCCCCUGUUUUUAUAGCACCAAGCUGAUCUUUGAUUCUGUCUUAGUCUUUCAUUUGGGCUUUGUUGGGAUGUUUUGAACAUGUUUUGCUUCGGUUUUUUAAUGGAGGGUUCAUUUUCCCACCAAUAUCACAACAAGUGUCAUUUGUCAGGCAUGUCAGGUAGUGCAGAUUGAUGGCUGUCUUAGAAGUAUGGACCUUCAGCAGUACUUAAAAGACAAGUGGUGACUAUCUCAAAUUUAGAUCACAGGUAGGAACGGUUGAGAAGGGAGGAAAAAAAAAAGAAAAAUAUUUAUGGAGGUUUGUAGUUUACACAUUUAAAUGUCAGUUGUUUGUAUUUGAGGGCCUUUUAAAAACAAAAAACAAAAAAAAA